This is a messenger RNA of Aegilops tauschii subsp. strangulata, 3430 nucleotides long. Its product is annotated as polypyrimidine tract-binding protein homolog 3. Gene Ontology annotation, biological process: mRNA processing. The record is from RefSeq and is a predicted model, not a curated record. Gene Ontology annotation, cellular component: nucleus. Gene Ontology annotation, molecular function: RNA binding. Lineage: Eukaryota; Viridiplantae; Streptophyta; Magnoliopsida; Poales; Poaceae.
GCCGAUUACGGAGCCGUUUCGAUCUCUUUCUUUCCUGCCGAAUCCAAAACAGAACGCUCCAGCGGCUCUUCUCCCCUCCCUCCACCUUCUUCUCCCCUCCCUCUCGCCCUCCGCGGGGCAAAACCCUAGAUCCUCCUCCCGCUUAAACCCUCCAACAAGCGCGGCGGCAGGAUGGCGGAGCCGUCCAAGGUGAUCCACAUCCGGAACGUCGGCCACGAGAUCACCGAGGCCGAUCUGCUCCAGCUGCUGCAGCCGUUCGGCUCGGUAUCCAAGCUCGUCAUGCUGCGUGGCAAGAAUCAGGCCCUUCUCCAGAUGCAAGACAUUCAUUCUUCCGUGAGCGCGCUGCAGUACUACAGUGGUGUCCAACCUAGCGUAAGGGGAAGGCAUGUUUACAUGCAAUUUUCAUCCCAUCAAGAACUUACCACUGACCAGAGCUCUCAUAGCCGGAAUUCUGAUCAGGAAUCAGAACCCAACCGAAUCCUUCUAGUUACCGUCCACCACGUGCUCUAUCCUAUAUCGGUGGAGAUUCUGCAUCAAGUUUUCAAAGCAUAUGGAUAUGUGGAGAAGAUUGUCAAAUUUCAGAAGUCAGCUGGCUUUCAGGCCCUCAUCCAGUAUCAAUCACGUCAUGAGGCUGUGGAAGCACUUGCUGCUUUGCAUGGAAGGAACAUAUAUGAUGGUUGCUGCCAGCUAGACAUCCAAUAUUCCAAUCUCUGCGAACUGCAAGUCCAUUUCAACAAUGAAAGAACUAGGGAUUUCACGAAUCCAUCAUUGCCUACAGAACAACGUCCAAGGCCCUCCCAGCAAGGUUUUCCAGAUCCUGGGGGUCUCCAUCCUUUCCAACAACCUGGAGGUCCGUAUACACAGAUGGGAAGAGCUGCAACGGUUGCAGCUGCAUUUGGUGGAACUUUACCGCCUGGAGUGACCGGUACCAAUGAACGGUGCACACUGAUAGUCAGUAAUUUGAACACUGAUAAAACCAACGAGGAUAAGCUUUUCAAUCUCUUCUCUUUAUAUGGAAACAUAGUUCGAAUCAAGGUGCUGCACAACAAACCAGAUCUUGCCCUUGUAGAAAUGGCUGAUGGGUUACAGGCCGAGCUAGCUGUGAACUAUCUAAAGGGGGCCACGCUAUUUGGCAACAAGUUGGAAGUCAACUACUCGAAGUACCCCACCAUAACCCCUGCCCCUGACGCGCACGACUACAUCAACUCGGGCCUUAACCGCUUCAACAGCAACGUGGUGAAGAACUACCGGCACUGCUGCGCUCCAACCAAGAUGAUCCACGUCUCCGCCCUCGCACAAGACGUCUCCGAGGAAGCGCUCCUCGCCCAUCUGUCUGAGCACGGCUCUGUCGUCGGCACGAAGCUGUUCGAGGUGAACGGCAAGAGGCAGGCCCUCGUCCUGUUUGAGAGUGAAGAGGAGGCGACCGAGGCCCUCGUGUCGAAGCACGCCACCCCGCUGGAGGGGGGCACCAUCCGGAUCUCGUUUUCCCAGAUGCAGAGUCUGUAGAUACGCUCUCCCAGGGAUAUAGCUUUGCUUGGCUGCCACUCGGUCCAAUGCUUUUGCGUCCUCUCUCUUUUCUUUUUAGGAAGCUUUGAAUGGUCCUUCAGAUGUGAAUUCUCUUCCCGACCGCUGCUUUGUCUUUGCUAUUCUCUCCCUGAGCCACGUCCCGAGUUCUCCCUUGUUGGUUUAAAGGUGACCAGAGGAUUGUACUGCGUGCUGUGCUCGUAUGAAUUAUGAAUGAAAGAAAUCUACAGGAAAAGAAAAGAGUGCAGAUCAUGCGAUUGUUGUGUUUGUGUUUCUGGUUGAUCCUUGCUCAUUGCUGUGUAGCAACUGGGAUUGAAGGGCACGUUGAUGUUAAAAGAUGCUUGAGUAACUGCGCUGUGAUUUUUUUUUCUAAAGCUAUGACAACUAGGGUUUCCCCUCUCCGUGGCAAAUUAAUUUCUUCUAAUCAGACAAGAGCGUCCAUAAGAAAGGGGGGUUGGGGCUGCCCUCCUAUGGGCUUCGUGAAACUAAAUGUUGACGCGUCUUUUGAUCAUGACAUACUAACGGGGAUGAUGGGUGCAGUCUUGAGAGACGACAAAGAUAGAUUUAUUGCGGGAGGAAAUGGAAAGAUCGAAUAUUGUACGGAUGUUCUGAUGGCAGAAGCGUUAGCCCUGAAAUUUGGCUUAACUUUGGCACAAAGGGCGGGGUGUAACCGUCUAAUCAUCAACUCAGACAAUAUGGAGGUGAUUGAGACCAUGCAGGAUGGAGGACAAUCAGCGGGUGCGGCGGCGGCCAUAUUUGAUGACUGUUUUCACUAUGCAUGUGAUUUUGCCGUGACUAGAUUCGAACAUUGUAAUAGAAAGGCAAACAAAGUAGCUCAUGAACUUGCUAGAUUAGCUAGAUUUUCUGUGACUUUGGAUUGGUUUGAAGAGCCUAUCAAUGAAAUUGUAAUGAUCCUCACAAACGAUGUACUGAUUAUUUCAAAUGAAUAAAGUCUUGUUUUAACUCAAAAAAAAAAUUCUUCUAAUCAGACUGCCUUCAAUAAAGGAAGAUUUAUCCUGAAAAGUGUGGUCAUGGCCUAUGAGGUUAUUCAUGAAUUACACAAAUCUGGGCUAGUGGGUUGAUUCUUAAGCUUGAUUAUGAGAAAACAUAUGACAAGAGUUGUUAGCUGGGAUUUCUUAGGGAAAAGAUUCCCAUCAACCGGCCGAUUACAAUCGCAACGUCCGCCGCCUUAGACACGCGCCACGCGUCCUGUGUGAGGUGAAGCCAUCACCGCUCAUCCCCUUCUUAUCUUCAUUCGUCUACAUCUAGCUGCAUGCUCAGAUGCAUAUCUCAAUCCAAGCGUUGACCUUGUCCAUGACGAGUAGCACCCCAUGGCCGGUGGCCAGUACAGCGGCCUGCGAGUAUGCACUAGCGGCUGAUUUUGUUGAUGCUGGAAGCCGGCCACUCGGGUGCUGCGUGUCGGCCGCGCACGGCUGCCGGGCUGCACCGCCCGCGUCUGCUAGGCACGCCGCCGUUGAAGCCUGCCGUCGCUCGUCGUUCCACGUCAGGACCAUUCGGGAGGAUUAAUCUGUGGGCUUCUCCCACAUGCCAUUCCUGGUGGAGUGGGGCGAAGAUGGCGAAGUAUACGCUGUGUUUUGGAUCUGCUGGGGGCACUGACCAGACAAUGGAAAAUCCUCUGUUCCGAGGCCCAGGAUGCUCUUCUUCUCCGGUGCUUAAGACUCUUGGAUCAUCGAAGAGGGUAGUUGCUUAGGAUCACCCGGAGCCAAUGAGUAGUUGGGGCUGACUGGAAAUAGGAUACCUAAUUCUUAGCUUUGAUCCUUUCUGUUAUCCUAUUCUAGAUCGGUUCCUUUGCUCUAGAAUAAAAGACUCCUUCGGUGAAUGGUGAUACGCAAUGAAUAACUUCAACGUAUGCAAGUGAAUGAAAGUUUAGGUGAAAUUUGCACCA